Molecule: messenger RNA, 300 nt
Organism: Jaminaea rosea
Lineage: Eukaryota; Fungi; Basidiomycota; Exobasidiomycetes; Microstromatales
Exons: 1
Coding region: 1-300 (99 amino acids)
Source: RefSeq, a predicted model, not a curated record
AUGGCGGAUCCAACCCGCUCCGGCUACCCUCAACAACAACAGCGACAACACGGCGGCGCACCUCGUCCUCGUCGCUCUCCCUUCCUUUCACCUCUUUGCGAGCCAGUCAACCCCUCUACGCAAGCGACACAAAGUCGGCCGGAGAGCCCACGCUGGAUGACCUUGCAGGAUGCUACCUCCUCCUCAUCAGACGCACGUCGCUCCACUUACCUCGCCCGAUCCACGUCGACCACGCACAGCACCUCUUCCACAACUCAGCCUCCCUCAUCUCAACAGAGCCUUGCUCAGCAUCACUCGUGA